AUGCUGGCCAUUGGCACCGCAAGAAUGCCCGCGCGCACCGCCGACGGCUCGCAGCCCGACCUCCAGCGCCUCUCCCACUCCAUGUACGCCUCGCCCACAGACGCCGUCGCCUGCCGCGCGCGCACCGCCGCCGACAUCGCCUACGCGGCCUACGGCGACCUCGUCAAGAUCGACAGCGCCCUGUGCAAGAAGCUGGCCUCGGAGGCCGCCCUGCGCAAGCCCGUCCAGCGCCGCGCCGACCAGAAGCUCAACAUUGAGCGCCGCAGCAACGUCGAGGCCCUGCUCGCCCACAUGACGGGCCAGCCCGCUGCCCACCCGUGCAAGAACUGCCGCAAGGGCCACGGCCCGUGGUCGCAGUGCAUCGUCUACGAGGGCCAGAUGUGCGGCAGCUGCACCAACUGCUGGUUCAACGCGAGCGGCUCCCGGUGCACGUUUCAUGAGAACAACCAUCCCAUGCCGCAAGCAUUGUACACCAAUUCUUCCGCCGCCGCCUCGGGAGCCACCAUCCUCGCCUCGCUCUCUCAGGGGCCCCCUCCUCCUCCUCCUCGUCCCCCUCAUCCCCCCGCGCCCACCAACCCCCGUAGUCUCUCCGUCGACCGGCUCAUCACCCAGACCAUCACCGACGUCGCCACCUUUUCCAAGAGGGAGCGCUUUCUCGCGCGCAUUGAAGCCGCUGCUAAGGAGCUCGGCAUGCGCAUUGCGGAAUACGAGGAGUACCUGGAGACCCCCGAGGGCGUCGCCGAGCAGAAUGCUGCCGUCGACAGGGAGCGAGCGCAGACUACCUAUUCUCAGGCUGCUGAGGUUUCCAUGGUGGAUGCUCCUUGGGAUGGGCGUCUGAAAUGA
This is a messenger RNA of Trichoderma citrinoviride, 843 nucleotides long. RefSeq lists its product as hypothetical. NCBI's taxonomy places the organism in Eukaryota, Fungi, Ascomycota, Sordariomycetes, Hypocreales, Hypocreaceae. Bases 1 to 843 code for a protein of 280 amino acids. The transcript has 3 exons. The record is from RefSeq and is a predicted model, not a curated record.